Molecule: messenger RNA, 1209 nt
Organism: Closterium sp. NIES-65
Lineage: Eukaryota; Viridiplantae; Streptophyta; Zygnematophyceae; Desmidiales; Closteriaceae
Source: the annotation of a GenBank genome assembly
AUGCAAGGAGACCAAGACAAGUCCCCACGCUCACUACGCACUGCUCGACGUGGAGAGACAUCCCGGCGGGCUAGGGAUCCUGCCACAGACUCCAUCGGUGUUGCGGCAGCUGCGCAGGAGGAGUUGCCCGAGCACAGGGAGACAGAGCCUCCCAGGGAUAAGGAUCAGAGGGCUGGGGGGAGUUUGCUGAGGGGCCCGCCUCGGAUGAUGGCGUCGGGGGCGGACCGGGAACAGCAUGAGGAGGAGACAAGGGUCCAGGCGCGAGAGGCGGCGGCUGACGUGGUGACAGUGGAGGAGUUGGCUGAGGAGGAGAUACCGCAGGAGGCUGAGGUUGAGGCUGCGGCAAACUCUCAGCCAGAGGAUGAGGCGCAGAGGGAGGCGCGAGUGUCGCCGGAGGCGGAACUAGCCGCUGCUGGGGAGGCUGUGACUGGAGGAUUCCCCCGGGUGGGCGGUGUUGCUGCCGCUGCCGGCGAGAUAGCCGAUCCUGCCGCCGCGGCUGCGAUCGGAUCGGGCCAGAGGGCACUGCCCUUGCGUGCAGGCAGCGGCGAGGAGAUGACUGACGGUAGGGGUGAGCCUGUGCGCAAGGCGAGCGGUAUUGAGGCGGGCGCCGACUCCACACAGCCGAUGCCACACGAUCCAGAGGAUCCGACGACAUUGGGAGCGGCGGCGGAAGCAGUGCAGGUCGGGGACGUUGCAGUGUCGCAGCAACAAAAGCGCCGCGAGAGACGCCAAAGGCACGAGAUGGGCGAGACGGCCCCGCCUGCAGUGCAGCGAGCGGCACGAGGCGAUGGCAGAAUCCGUUGGGUAGCGCCGUCAGCGCCGUGGAUCCCGGCGGGUAGGGGGGGUCAGAGAGGUGGUGCGGAGGGAGGGGGAAGGGCACAAAGGGGAAGGGGAAGGGCGAGGGCUCCUCCAGAGCCGCCAAGAUCUGGAUCAUGGCGGGAGCGUCACGGCAGGCAGGAGCCAAUUACAGCUCAGGGAGAGGAGGAGCAGGAAGAUGGAGAUGCUGCCAACGAAGCGGACGAUCCAUCGUUUAUGGCCUCCGCCACACCGAGCUCGGAGAACAUUUCGCUCCCAGAAGAAGAGGAGGUGGGCAGCCGCGCGGCACGAAUCCCGCGAGCCGGCGCACCUCCACACAACGUGGACGGAAUGCCAGCCCCAGCAGCUGAUCCGGUGGCAGCACCGGCGGACCCACGAGCCCAUGACGUUUGA